Messenger RNA from Panicum hallii, 2057 nucleotides. RefSeq lists its product as uncharacterized. Bases 235 to 1815 code for a protein of 526 amino acids. The record is from RefSeq and is a predicted model, not a curated record. The transcript has 4 exons. NCBI's taxonomy places the organism in Eukaryota, Viridiplantae, Streptophyta, Magnoliopsida, Poales, Poaceae.
CCCCUCUCUCUCUCUCUCUCUCUCUCUCUCUCUCUCUCUCGGCCUUCUUUUCCUAGCGGCGACGACAGGGCGAGGGGCGCCGCCCUUGGCCAGUUCUUCGUCGAGAGGUUCGCCGGCGACGAGCAUCCGACAGUCCUAUACUGGGUCCGCUCCUGAACUCAGGUGGGAUCCGGAGAAAUCUCGCGAUACUUUUCAGGAGCAUGUGAUCCUGAGCAACGGUGGGUACAGUCAGAUAUGUCUUCGGUUGGGAGCAGCAGUGGCACCAGGGCGGCGAAUGGUGCCGCUGCCAUCAGUGCUGCCGCGACGGCAGCAGGCUCGGCCGACGCCAGAUUCCACUCCCAACUACUGCAGCAGGACAGGCGGAGCAGAUGGGCUGGCUGCUUUUCGGGCCUAUCGUGUUUUGGAUUGCAGAAGGGCGGGAAAAGAAUAGUUCCUGGUUCUGAUGGGAAUGGAUCAACUGCUCGUGGGAAUGGUGUCCAAUCUGGUGCCAAUUCGAACCAAAAUGUGCCUCUGAAUUUAUCUCUUCUGGCUCCUCCAUCAUCACCAGCAUCCUUCUCAAACUCCACACUUCCUUCGACUGCUCAGUCACCAAAUUGCUUUCUCUCAGUAUCUGCAAACUCGCCUGGUGGUCCAACAUCUAACAUGUUUGCUAUUGGGCCAUAUGCUAAUGAACCUCAACUUGUCUCUCCACCUGUCUUAUCAACUUACACAACUGAGCCAUCCACAGCACCACUGACCCCACCACCUGAACUAGCUCAUGCAACUACUCCCUCGUCUCCAGAUGUUCCAUAUGCUCGAUUUCUUUCUUCUUCCAUGGACAUCAAAACUGCCAGCAAGGAGCAUAACAUGCCUUUCUUAUCAACAACCUAUUCUGGUGGUUCAGGACUCCAGGCAUCUUACCCGCUUUACCCUGAAAGCCCUUGUAGCAGCCUCAUAUCACCUGCUUCAGCAACUCCGAGGACUGGUCUCUCCUCACCUAUACCUGAGCAAGAGGUUCCGACUGCCCAUUGGAAGAUCUCUAGGUCAGCCUGCGACACACCAUAUUUCAGGGCUUCACCCAUUCCUGAGCAAGAAGCCACUGCACAGUGGAAGACAUCUAGAUCUGCCUGUGACACACCAUAUGCCAGGACCUCACCAGCCAAUAUUUUUGGGCUGGAUUCAUCUACCCCAAGAAAUUACAUGUUAGAUAGCAACUUCUUUCGGCCAGCAGCAUCUGCUCAAUUCUAUCUGGACCAGGCUCAGCAGACAUUUCCACAUAACGGCGGGAGAGUUAGUGUCUCCAGGGAGAAGCAAGAUGCUGAUGAAAUCGAAGCUUACAGAGCCUCGUUUGGGUUUAGUGCGGAUGAAAUCGUCCAAACUCAGUCUUAUGUGGAGAUACCAGAUGCACUUGACGAGUCAUUCAGCAUAUCACCAUUCGGAAACAUUGCUCCUGCUACUGAGAUGUGCGCAUUUAAUGAUCUGCCUAAUGGGGCUCAGAAGGUGGAUAAAUCAUUUGUCUAUGUGAAAGAUGGCACAAGUCCGAAGAAAUCAACAAACCAGCUUUCCAUUGAUUCUCCAAAUAAAGUGCUGCACUUGGACGCAUUCAAAGGAACAAAAGGUGGCCAUCAGUCCGAGGACGAGGGCAUUGCAAAAGAUAGCCAUCCUUUCAGAAAGGCAACGGAUGAAAUAUUGCUAAAACCCAUAGAAGUAAGGAAGAAAUCUCCUCCUGGCCAUUCGUGCUCAGAUGCAGAAAUUGAGUACAGAAGGGCAAGGAGUUUGAGGGAUGCCAAUGGCGUUUUAUCACGGCGCAGUGCAUUGGCAAGACAACUGCACUAAUAAAUCACUAGUAUGCAGGAUAAUUUAAUAGUUCGCGUAGCCUAGUGUGCAUCAAAUGUGAGCUGUUGUUAGAAGUAAUCUGUAGGCGAAGAGUAGCCUUUUGUCGUAUCUGGGGAUUAUAUUGCCAGAAUGUUCUCUGGAUAUGUGGGUGAGCCUGUACUCUGUUUGAACUCCAAGAUCCUCCUUUGUAGACACUCUAAUCGUCCGCAGGAGCAGUGAAAUGAAAGGGCGUUGGCACAUUA